Molecule: messenger RNA, 4156 nt
Organism: Engraulis encrasicolus (European anchovy)
Lineage: Eukaryota; Metazoa; Chordata; Actinopteri; Clupeiformes; Engraulidae
Gene: top1a
Product: DNA topoisomerase Ia
Exons: 21
Coding region: 175-2463 (762 amino acids)
Biological process (GO): DNA replication; DNA topological change; chromosome segregation
Cellular component (GO): chromosome; nucleolus
Molecular function (GO): DNA binding; DNA topoisomerase type I (single strand cut, ATP-independent) activity
Source: RefSeq, a predicted model, not a curated record
GGUCGCACUCGUUUUUUUCACUCUUUUAAAAGCCAACGAGCAUGCGCAGUCUCUGAUUUUUCGGACUUGGUGUGUUGCACAACUGUAUCUUUCUUCAUUCUGCCUACAACUCUUCGCCGGCGUUUUACUCUAACACAGUUUUAACUUUGUUUUUAAAAACUGAGACAUUUGGAAAUGAGUGGGGACAAUGCCCACAACGAUUCCCAGAUCGAUUCUGGAUCCCGAUAUAAUGAUUCUCACAAACACAAAGAUAAAUAUAAGGACAAAGAACACAAACACAAGGACCACAAGAAGGACAAAGAGCGUGAGAAAUCAAAGCACAGCAACAGCGAGCAUAAGGACUUUUCAGACAAGAAACACAGAGACAAAGACAAGCUGAAGCACAAAGAUGGCUCCACCGACAAGCCACGAGACAAAGACAAACACAAGGACAAAGAGAAGCGGAGAGACGAGAAGAAAUCCUUGGAAGCUAAAAUUAAGAAGGAGAACGGCUUCUCCAGCCCUCCUCGCAUCAAGCAGGAGCCAGAUGACGAGUUCUACCCCUCUCCAAAGUCCUUGAAGCGUGAACGUGAUGACGAUGACUCUGACUACAAGCCCAAAAAAAUCAAAGUGGAAAAUGACAGAGAUGACAAAAAGCCGAAGAGGAAAGUGAUGAUGAUGGACGAUGAGGACAUCAAGCCCAAAAAGAAGACGAAGACAAAAGACAAGAAGGGAGCUGCAGGAGUCGCUGACGGGAAGAAGAAAGGAAAAGGAAAAGAACCAGAGGAGAAGUGGAAGUGGUGGGAGGAGGAGAGGUACACAGAUGGCUCCAAGUGGAGGUUUCUGGAGCACAAAGGGCCGGUGUUUGCACCUCCUUACGAGCCUCUCCCCGGCAACGUCAAGUUCUAUUAUGAUGGGAAACAGAUGAAGCUCAGCCCCGGUGCUGAAGAGGUGGCAACCUUCUUUGCAAAAAUGCUGGAGCACGAUUACACCACCAAGGACAUCUUCCGGAAAAACUUUUUCAAGGACUGGAGAAAGGAAAUGACGUCCGAGGAGAAGGGCAAGAUCACCGACUUGAACAAGUGCAACUUCCAGGAAAUGGGCGAGUACUUCAAGGUCCAAUCGGAAGCCAGGAAGGCGAUGUCAAAAGAGGGCAAGCAGAAAAUCAAGGAGGAGAACGAGCGCCUGCUUCAGGAGUACGGCUUCUGCAUCAUGGACAACCACCGCGAGCGCAUCGCCAACUUCCGCAUCGAGCCACCGGGCCUGUUCCGAGGCCGUGGAGACCACCCUAAGAUGGGCAUGCUCAAACGCCGCAUCCGGCCCGAAGACAUCAUCAUCAACUGCAGCAAGGAUUCCAAGCAUCCUCAGGCUCCCCCGGGAACCAAAUGGAAGGAGCUGCGCCAUGACAACAAGGUCACGUGGCUGGUGUCGUGGACCGAGAACAUCCAGGGCUCCAUCAAGUACAUCAUGUUGAACCCAAGCUCCAGAAUCAAGGGUGAGAAGGAUUGGCAGAAGUACGAAACAGCCCGGCGGUUGAAGAAGUGUGUGGACCGCAUCCGCAACCAGUACCGGGACGACUGGAAGUCCAAAGAGAUGAGGAUCCGGCAGAGAGCUGUUGCGCUCUACUUCAUCGACAAGUUGGCUCUGAGAGCGGGUAACGAGAAGGAGGAGGGUGAGACGGCGGACACGGUGGGCUGCUGCUCGCUGCGCGUGGAGCACAUCAACCUCUACCCCGAGAAGGACGGCCAGGAGUUUGUGGUGGAGUUCGACUUCCUGGGAAAAGAUUCCAUCCGCUACUACAACAAGGUUCCCGUCGAGAAGAGGGUUUUCAAGAACCUUCAGCUGUUUAUGGAGAACAAGCAGCCAGAGGAUGACCUGUUCGACCGCCUCAACACCUCCAUUUUGAAUAAGCAUCUUCAGGAGCUGAUGGAUGGGCUCACGGCCAAAGUGUUCCGUACCUACAAUGCCUCCAUCACCCUGCAGGCCCAGCUCAAGGAGCUAACCUCCGCCGACGAGAACGUCCCUGCCAAGAUCCUGUCCUACAACCGCGCCAACAGGGCUGUAGCCAUCCUGUGCAACCACCAGAGGGCGCCCCCCAAGACCUUUGAGAAGUCCAUGCAGAACCUGCAGACCAAGAUCGAUGCGAAGAGGGACCAGCUUUCCGACGCCAAACGAGAGCUGAAGAGCGCAAAGGCAGACGCCAAAGUACGGAAGGACGAGAAGACCAAGAAGGCUGUGGAGACCAAGAAGAAGGCUGUCCAGAGGAUAGAGGAGCAGCUUAUGAAGCUGGAGGUGCAGGCCACUGAUCGGGAGGAGAACAAGCAGAUCGCCCUCGGCACCUCCAAGCUCAACUACCUGGACCCGCGCAUCUCCGUAGCCUGGUGCAAGAAAUGGGGCAUUCCUGUUGAAAAGAUCUACAACAAAACUCAACGAGAGAAGUUUGCCUGGGCUAUCGACAUGGCUGAGGAUGACUAUGAGUUUUAGAAGACUUGCAUUGCGGUGUUCAUUUUUUUAAUCUUUAUGGUUUCAUCUGUAUUAUUCCCCCCGCCCCUCAUUUGUUUUUGUUUUUAAAAAUGCCUUUUUAGCAGAUGUGAUUUCACAGCAGGUAUACCUACUUGUUACAAAAGAGUAUUGAGAAAAAUGAGCUUAUGACUUUAAUGUAUAGAGAAAAAAAAAUGUAUGUAGAAGAUGCCAGUGGAGAGACUCAGUGGGCCAAGGAUUGUGAGGUGGAGGGGAGGUAGUCUUGAGAAUUUCAGGGAACUGUUGUGACAAGAUUUGAUGGUCUUCACAUCAACAGAUGAGAUGAGAUCCAGUGUUUUUAUGUGUGAGAGAAAAAAAAGCUUGGGGUGGAUCACCCCACCUGGGCUACUACGCCCAUCUUGGGUCCUAGUUCCAGGGUUUGAACCCCCAGCCGUUUGCCUGGUCUCCCUCCCCUCCCCUCUCCUCUCCUCCCCUCCGGCCUCCGCCUCUGUUUCUCCUCUCCCCUGGGGAUGGUGAUUGGGUAUCUUUAGCCAUUCCCAUGCCCUUACUACUACUGUAUGGAAUACCCAACUGCUUUGUGUAUCAUUGGGGGGAAGAAAAGAGAAACAAUGUUUUAUCUAAUUUUUAGCCCACCUAUAUAAUUAAUUAAUUCUAUAUUUUAAUAGAAGAGAAAAAAAAAAGUUGAAAUCAAACUAGGUUUCCAUGAGCGUGUGUAUUACCCAUGGCCUUUUCUUAGGAAAUGACAAAAAAACGUGUACUCCAAUUGAGUUUUUGAUGAUGAUGAAGGUGUGGGGUGUGUGUACAAUAGGCUACCUUGACAAGGUUGUGUGUGAGUGUAGAGCGUGUGCGUGGGUGUGUGUCUGUGUAUUGAUGGAGGAAUGAAGUGAAGUGCACCCUGAGGUGGAUGAACUGGACAGGACUGAAGUCAGUCAGGCCCGUACCGUACCUCGAACACAUGGAGGCUUGAAAAGAGCUUACAGGGGAAACGCGACACUUAAGACAAUAUUUACAUAUGCAGGCAGAAUGUGAAUUGUGAAUUCUUGUUUUUUCCGUUUCUUUUCUUUCUGUCAACAAUUUACAGUUUCUAUCAGGGACUUUUUUGUUUUCAGUGUAAAUGUGAACCAAUAUAUUUCCCUAUGCAUCGCCACAAAAACAACUUAUGUUUUUUUUUUUUUUUCUGCGUAGCUCUUGAGUGUCCAUCUGGUUUUAACUUAAUCAUUUCUGAUGACUGUUUCCAAGAGGAAUUUUAGAAAACUCCCGUAUCUGUUACUUGAAAUCACAUUUUAAUGUAUUGUUUUAUCGGGGAUAGUUCAGUGGAAGACUUUGUUUUUAAUUUUUUUUGUUUUUUCUCUCUUCCAAAAUGGUAUGUGAGGGAUAUCGACUUUGCCAAAAAAAAUAGUCUGUGUUACAGUUGUAGGCAGUUUUAUUUUUAAUUGUGUAAAGAAUAACAUAUUUUAACAAGAAUUGUAAUGUGAAACUCUUCAUAAUGUUUUAUUCCAUUCUGUUUUCAUGAUGGAUGCAGAGAAGCGAGAAAGUGAUGGAGAGGAGUGCUCACACAGGCAGACCUCUUUCUUCCUCCUGUAUGCCUGUGUAUCAAUUCUUUCUCAUUAUCUCAAUCAUGUUUCAUUUUAUUUCAUGUUUUUGUUUUAUUUUCUGCUCAUUGUAGGUUAUUUAAGAAUAAAAACCCUACAAUUCA